Molecule: messenger RNA, 1872 nt
Organism: Dalotia coriaria
Lineage: Eukaryota; Metazoa; Arthropoda; Insecta; Coleoptera; Staphylinidae
Product: protein gone early-like
Exons: 10
Coding region: 256-1428 (390 amino acids)
Biological process (GO): protein processing
Cellular component (GO): plasma membrane
Molecular function (GO): metalloendopeptidase activity
Source: RefSeq, a predicted model, not a curated record
GACCUACGGAGUGUCUCCGUAUUUUAAAAUUACCACAGUGCCAAAUCCCAGAGAACCGGGAACACCAGCAUUGUAAUCUUACCAGCCGGUUUGGGUCUUCCAGAUAAAAGUUAUUAUUACCUAGAGGAUGAAAAGUACAGCAAAGCAUAUGAACAAUUAAUCACCGACGUCAUCGUCCUGCUGGGACAAUCCACAACCGAUACUCAACGGUCCGCGAAGGAUGUAUAUUCUUACGAGCGUCGCUUAGCUGAAAUCAUGCCGAACCGAGAUGAGUUGCGUGAUCCGAUUAGCACCUACAAUCCGAUGAAAGUGUCUGCGUUGAAAUUAUCUGUCCAACAAAUUCUGCCAUUGCAAGACAUUUUAACAGCCAUGUACCCAGACGCAAACAUCAACGAAGAAACUGAAGUAAUCGUGGCUCAACCGGAUUAUUUAGCGAAGUUAUCGCAAUUGGUGUCGUCCACUGAUAGUCAAACUAGAAAUAGCUACAUGAUGUGGACACUUGUGCGCGAAUAUGUCCCAUAUCUUUCGGCUGACUUUCAGAAGGCCAUUGAUAGAUAUCAUUCGGAAUUGUUUGGAGUAAAGAAUCCGAUUGAACGUUGGGAAUUCUGCUCCAGUCUUGUGCAGCGCUUCAUGCCGAUUGCUAUUGAAGCCGUGCUGGAACGCCAGCAAUCGAUGGGCGAUGCCAAGCACGUUGUGAACCAGAUGUUUGAACAAAUUGCCGCACAACUUCGUCAGGAUUUAGACGAUAAGAUGCGCCGUAACGAUAUUACUUCUGAUUUGCAUUCGAAGUUAAAGAAAAAGCUUGAAUUAGUGAAACUUCAUGUUGGAUUGCCGGACGGUGUAUUGAACGCUACCUUUGUGAAAACCUUCUACAACCGCUUGAACAUCAUCCGAUCGAACCUAUUUGAAAACCACAAGAAAGCGAUAGUUUUCGCGAAGAAACGCGAGGAGCAGCUGUUGCGUGAAUCCUCCACCGAGGAUUACCUCAUGGCGGCCAUCACACGAAGGCCGGCCCAAGUUGAGUACGUGCCCAGCGGGAAUGUCGUGGUCGUUCCGAGAGUGCUUCUCACCGCACCGUACUUUGAGUCGAGAUAUCCCAAGUCGAUUAAUUACGCGAGGAUUGGCAAUGACAUUGCAUUCGCCUUGGUCUCCAGCAUCCUACCGUUCGACAGUGGAUGGACGGCGGAUGCUAAAUUGUUGUCGCAGUAUCAUCUCGCCGUCAACGAGUCCCAGAAAGUUAUUGAUAAACCCACACGAUGCUUGACGAAAUUAAUUGAAGAGAAUCAUUACGUGCAGGCAGACUUUGCCUCGCUAUCAGCAUUAAAUACGUAUAAGUAUUUAACUGCUUUGGAAACUUCAUAUAAUAGUAUGGAAACAAGUUUGAUGAAUAAGGAACAUGUUCUACAUCCCAUCUCUAGCAGUCUAUGAAGACUCUGACUUGUUUUAUCUCACAAGCCUCCAGGAACUCUGUACCUUGUCGACUGAUCAACAAAAUUUGCAUGACACACUCGUGAAUCACAAGCUGCCAGAAAACGGCAUAUUUGAAGUGAUUUUACAUCAAUCACGUAGUUUGAGUGCGAGCUUACUCUCAAAAUGCUCCAAGAUGGACUCCACGACGUGCAUACAGUGAUAUAUUUAAACUAAGGAGAGAAGUGUGCAACAAAGCUGGAAGUGGAACGUAUCCAAUGCCUUGACCUUGGCCGUUAGACAAGGAGACGCCGCCCUUGGUGACAAACCCCAUGAUUUCUCUCGAGCAGGAUGUCCGCAAGCCGGAAGUGCCAAUCGGCGGAAGCCACAGGUCUCGCAUUUUUUUCAUAAAGUUUUGGGAGAUACUUUUAUCAAUUGAGACAGAGUGCAGUUUUGUUCUUUCGA